ACUUCCGCCCGCCGCCGAGAUGGCGGCGGCGCCGUAACCUGGAAGCGGUCGUUCGCCCCGCGCUCCUGCGGUCCCGCCCCCGUGGUGCGGCGGGAGGUCUGUGGGUGGGGAGUCCCGUGACGGCUCGAAAUACUAAUACAGAGCAUCUGACCUUCAGAUAUCUACAAGUGAAUCUCCUGAUACCAGGAUUAGGAAAGAGUGCCUUCAGAACCAAUAUGUAGCAAAUGGGUAUCACACCUCCAGAGCUCCUCCCUUGGUUCAAUGCUUGCAUGUUUUAAGGUUUGUGAGCUUCAGAAACAGAUUUCAUGUGGUGCUUGCUAAACAUUGAGUCACCAUGAGUAGUAAUCUAGGAAAAGAAAAGGACUGUAAAGAGAAGGAUCCCAAAGUGCCAUCGUCAAAAGAAAGGGAGAAGGAGGCCAAAGCCUCUGGAGGAUUCGGGAAGGAAAGCAAAGAAAAGGAGCCUAAGACCAAAGGGAAAGAUGCCAAAGACGGAAAGAAGGACUCCAGUAGCACGCAGCCUGGGGUAGCUUUUUCAGUGGACAAUACAAUAAAAAGACCUAAUCCAGCCACAGGUACCCGCAAAAAAUCCAGCAACGCUGAAGUGAUCAAAGAGCUAAACAAAUGCCGGGAAGAGAAUUCUAUGCGCUUGGACUUGUCCAAGAGGUCUAUACACAUGCUUCCAUCAGCUAUCAAAGAGCUAACGCAGUUAACAGAACUUUAUUUAUACAGUAACAAACUGCAGUCCCUCCCAGCAGAGGUGGGGUGUCUUGUGAACCUGAUGACACUGGCCUUGAGUGAGAACUCACUCACCAGUUUGCCUGACUCUCUUGAUAACUUGAAGAAACUGCGCAUGCUUGACCUGCGGCACAACAAACUUCGAGAAAUCCCCUCGGUGGUGUACAGGCUCAGCUCGCUCGCCACCCUUUACCUACGCUUCAAUCGUAUAACUACUGUGGAAAAGGAUAUCAAAAACUUGUCAAAACUCACCAUGCUUAGCAUAAGAGAGAACAAAAUCAAGCAACUACCUGCUGAGAUUGGUGAGUUGUGUAACCUCAUAACGCUGGAUGUAGCGCACAAUCAGCUUGAACAUCUUCCAGAAGAGAUUGGAAGCUGCAUGCAAAUCACCAACCUUGACUUGCAGCACAAUGAGCUGUUGGACCUGCCAGAAACCAUAGGAAAUCUGUCCAGUCUAAGUCGUCUUGGCCUGAGGUACAAUAGGCUGUCAGCAAUUCCCAAGUCCUUAGCAAAAUGCAGUGAACUUGAUGAACUGAACCUGGAGAACAACAACAUUUCUACUUUGCCAGAGGGUCUUUUAUCCAGCCUUGUCAAACUGACUAGUUUAACACUGGCCAGGAACUGCUUCCAGUCCUAUCCCGUGGGUGGCCCGUCCCAGUUCUCCACAAUCUACUCUCUCAAUAUGGAGCACAACCGCAUCAAUAAAAUCCCCUUUGGAAUUUUCUCUAGAGCUAAAGUAUUAAGUAAGCUGAACAUGAAGGACAAUCAGCUGACCUCUCUCCCCUUGGACUUUGGGACUUGGACUAGUAUGGUAGAACUGAACUUAGCAACUAACCAGCUCACAAAAAUCCCUGAGGAUGUAUCUGGGCUUGUUUCUCUUGAGGUUCUUAUCUUGUCAAACAAUCUACUAAAGAAACUUCCCCAUGGAAUUGGAAAUCUACGGAAACUCCGAGAGCUAGAUCUAGAGGAAAACAAACUGGAAUCCUUGCCAAAUGAAAUAGCUUACCUCAAGGACCUGCAGAAAUUGGUUCUGACUAAUAAUCAGAUGACCACCCUUCCCAGAGGUAUUGGUCACCUUACCAAUCUGACACACCUUGGGCUUGGAGAGAAUCUUCUCACCCACCUUCCUGAGGAAAUUGGUACACUGGAGAAUCUGGAAGAACUGUAUUUGAAUGACAACCCCAAUCUGCACAGCCUUCCCUUUGAGCUGGCUCUUUGCAGCAAACUGUCAAUAAUGAGCAUUGAGAACUGCCCGCUCAGCCACCUCCCACCUCAGAUUGUUGCAGGAGGACCCUCCUUCAUCAUUCAGUUCCUAAAAAUGCAGGGGCCAUAUCGUGCCAUGGUCUGAUGCUAAUCGGAUUGUCCAAUACACUGUACAAAAUACAAACUGCAUUAAUGUUGUAAUUGUCUGUGUAUGUAUAUAUAAUAUAAUAUAUGUGACUUAUAUUAUAUUAUAUAUAUAUAAAUAUAAAUAAUAUAAAAAGGCAAAUUUAAGACUGCAUUGUGUUUCUGCUAAUAGAGGAAUCAUAGCCAUUUAGAUUUUUUUUAUUCUGUAAAAAUGCUUGUCUAAGUUUUCUUUGCUGAAUUUGAUGGAAGUUGUCUGAAUAAUCUGGUAAUACCAGUUCAUUUAAAGCAAUUGCCAAUGAACACAAAGUUUAAAUUUAAGGGACAAAAAAUAGUUUUGCUUAGACUUACUUUCAGUUAAGAGAAAUGUAUAACCUUUAUAUAAUGAACUUUUCUGUUUUCCUCCCUCCAUUUUUUUUUUCCCAAAACCUGAAAGGGUCAUGUGUCCUGAGGUUGGGAUUUUCUUUUAACUUAUUUGAGAUUUGAAGCAAAUGGUGUUUUUAUAUUGUUUACAGUCAGAGUAAAUCACUGGAUUUUGUUUUAUUCUGAUUUGCUCUGUUUUAAUCAAUCAUAUCUAGAAUUUAUAUGCCUCUGCUGAUGAAUUUUUAUCAACUGGUUUGUAUACUAAAAACAUACUCAUCAGAACAACUGGCAGGUGAAAAGGAUGCAGUUAAAACAAAAGAAAAGAAAAAAUCUUGAAUACCUUAAGUCUUGCUUCCCUGAGUUAUCAGUUGCAGGCAUAACAUAUCUGAACUGAGCCUUUUGCAGUUGGUCUUUUCUAGCACAAGUAAAUCUUUUCAGAUUGGUAAAAAAUGUUCUGUAUACUCAGUGAAGAGCGGUUUUCAUUUUGUGAAGUACCAAUUCCAUGGGAUCUAACAGUACAGUUAAGUGGCAAGGAAAUAAUAUAUAUGUACAUUUUUAUUACAAUGUUGAGUCAUAAACUACAACAGGCAAUUUUAAGGAUUCCUUAUAGUCCUUGUACAAUAAAUGAAUGUGUCUUACUUUUAAA
Calypte anna (Anna's hummingbird) is the source of this 3088-nucleotide messenger RNA. RefSeq names its product SHOC2 leucine rich repeat scaffold protein (gene SHOC2). Gene Ontology annotation, molecular function: protein binding. The record is from RefSeq and is a predicted model, not a curated record. The coding region runs from base 335 to 2083 and encodes 582 amino acids. NCBI's taxonomy places the organism in Eukaryota, Metazoa, Chordata, Aves, Apodiformes, Trochilidae. The transcript is spliced from 9 exons.